Messenger RNA from Episyrphus balteatus (marmalade hoverfly), 1698 nucleotides. Its product is annotated as kelch-like protein 28. Gene Ontology annotation, molecular function: protein binding. NCBI's taxonomy places the organism in Eukaryota, Metazoa, Arthropoda, Insecta, Diptera, Syrphidae. The transcript has a single exon. The record is from RefSeq and is a predicted model, not a curated record. Bases 1 to 1698 code for a protein of 565 amino acids.
AUGCAAGAGCAACAAGAAAUUUCUUUGCCAAAUUUUAACCUUGCUCCCAAAAAGAGUAAAAUUGUUAAAUCAGUUAAGCAUAUGAAUGAUUUAUGCGAUAAGCAUCUUUCUUUUCUCGAAAAACAUGAACUAUCUGAUAUUUGUAUUAUUGCCUCCAAUAAUGUCGAAUUCCAUGCUCACAAAAAUGUUUUGUCAGCUGGAAGUGAUUUCUUUUUGACCAUGUUUGGCGGUGACCUUAUGGAAUCAAAAGCUUCUGAAGUCAAAAUCCAUGAAGUGAUGGGUGAUAUCUUGAAACUUAUUCUCGUUUUUAUUUACACCGGGACUAUUGAUCUGCAAACCGAUACAGUAGAAGACAUCUUGAGAGCAGCUAACUUCUUUCAAAUAAAAGCAUUGAUUAAAGAGUGUUACAAUUUCAUGGGUGAAGAAAUGGAUUCUAGCAACUGUUUGGGCAUAGCUUUGUUCGCUGAUCAACAUGACUUGAAAGAGCUAUAUGAGAAAGCGACUCAAUUUGUUUGUAUGAAUUUCGAAAAAGUGGCCAAUAACGACGAGUUUCUAGACCUCACCGGGGAUCAAAUCGACAUGAUAAUUUCUAAUAAAAACCUUUAUGUGGCAUCGGAAGAAACUUUAUUUUUGAGUCUGAUGAAAUGGAUGGAGCAUGACAACCUGAAUCGUGAAAAUUAUGCCUUCAAAUUGUUUUCUCAUGUUCGAUAUUGGUUGCUGAGUCCCUAUUUUAUAAAACAACAUCAGAAAAAACUUUGCAAAGCAGCUGAGUGUUGGAAUAUGAUAUGCGAUUGGCUUCAAUGGCAUUUAUCACCAGAUAGUUCUGGACUGGAGUCCAGGGAGCUUUCUAAAGAUAAACUUAUUGUGAUUGUGAAAAAUCAGAUGCACACUUAUAAUCCGAAGCUAAACACCUGGGUAUCUGAAACACUUCCAGGCUUUCCAUUAUCAUUCGAUAAAAUACUUGAAACAAAUAAGAAGCUUAUUGUUAAAGUCGAUAAUUCUUUACAGUGCUAUGAUCUCCACUCAAAUGAAUUAUCUAAUCUACCUCAAUUGGAUAUACCGAGAACUGGCUUUGGAAUAGGUAUACUGAAUCAUGAGUUGUAUAUUGUUGGUGGUUACACUCCUAACCCAGUUUCUUGGAAGAGGCAUGUAGAAAAAUUUAAUUUUUCUUUAAACAAAUGGCAAGCUGUAGCUCCCAUGAACAACAGACCACUUUCCAAUCCUAUAGUAGCCGUUGCUGGUGGAUUUUUGUAUGUUUCUAAUAAAGAAUAUGGUACAAUUGAUUGCUUUAAUCCUCAUUCUAAUGAAUGGACUUUCAAAUAUGGUCCACCUAACUCACCGAACUUAAAUUAUUGUUUCACCAAUAUAAACGAAAAACUUGUUAUUGUUGGAGGCCAAUUAUCGAACAACCAGAUUUCUAAAUCUGUUUCAAUAUUAUGUAAUGGUUCAACUGCCAACUGGAAUAUAUAUCAAAUGAGGCUUGCACUAUCCAGACCUAAAUGCGCAUCUUGGAAUAAUCGACUUAUAAUUUGUGGUGGAUAUGACGAUACUAAUACUCUUCUAAACUUCAUUCAAGAAUACAAUCCUGAUUUAAAGAAAUGGAGAACUUUGGCUUCGUUGGAUCAUUUAAAUGAUGAUAAUUAUGAUAUCAUUAAUAUACCAAAUGGAAACACUGAUGUAGCUAUGAAUGGUACCUAA